UAAAACUUAAAAGUAUUCUCUUCAAUGAUAUUUUGAAUGUUUGCUUUAUAAAAUGUAUCUAUUUUUAGUGUUAUAUUAUGGAUUUAUAUACAGAGUCAAAAUUAAAAGAAUGGGGAUUCUCGACAGAAAUCAUUGAAGUUUUUAAAGAUGAAGAAAUAAAUGAAAUGGCAUUGUUAAGUUUAACUGAAACUAUGAUCACACAAUUGUUUCCCAAGAUUGGUCAACGCUCAGUAUUUUUGAAAAAACUUGGAGAAUUAAAAGAUCUAAAAAAUUUGUCUGUUCAAAAAAUUGAAUUACAACCAAAACACCCUGCGAUUGAUUGGGAUAAUUUGGAAUUUGAAGUAACAGAUACAGAUAAUAUAUUAUUACCAUUUGACGGCAAUGUUGUUGAGGAGGAAAUUUCAUUAAAUGAUAGUGCAUUAGUGUCUUCAAACACGAGUAUUACUAAAAAACAUAAUGAAUAUUCUUCAGUAUCAACAUCGACCACAAACAUUAAACAUUGUUUGGAACAAUAUCAUGAUGGGAAGUGUGUUUUAAGUUUCUAUGGUUCUUGUGGUUAUUUAAAUCAAUCAAUGAGAAAUAAAUUAUCAUCGGUAAUAAUUAAAGACCGUAUACAAAAGUCAAUAAAACUUGACAAGGUUCAAUUUACGGAAUUAGCAAAAGGCAUUGAAGAGUUGUUCCCAACUGAAAGUUGGGAAACUUAUUUUAUUCCUUAUUUGAAAGUAGGGGACAAAAUUACUCCAAAUAGAGGCAAACUGUAUGACAAAUAUUGUCAUUUAAAAAAAGAAAUAAAAAGAAUUACUCCAAAUAAAAAAAGAAACCAUUCUGAGAUAGUAGAAAACAAUACUAAUUUUGUCGAACAUGAUUUUGAAGAUUCUAUAAAUUGGUUAAAAAAUAAUAUUCAACCAGAAACUACUUUAGUUAAACUUUGGAAAGAAACAUCAAAUUUUAGGUUAAACCAGUCCUUAAAUAACAUUAAACUUUUUCCAGGUCUGACUAAACCCACUGGUUAUUUACUGAUUGAAAUUGAUUUUAUUCAGUUGUUUCCUACAAAGGAAAUGGGAUUGCUCAAUAAAUUUGAAUGUUUUAAAGAACAUUUAAAAAAAAUGUUGAAAAUUAAAAAACCUUAUUUGGGCUCUCAAGAGGAAUCAUUAUUACAACAACUUUUCACACCAGUUAAACUAGGUGAUGAUGAUUUAGCUGCAUUUAGUAUACUGCCACGUUUAUUUCAACCUGUGUCCACUGUAAUUACAAAAAUAAAUGGUUCAUCAUCAACACGUACAACCCACAAACCUUCAAAGUUAGAACAGGAAGCUGCAUUUAUUGUUAACAUAAUUAACGUCAAUGAACUAAAAUCGCUAAAUUCUGCAAAAAUUGAAAGAGCCUUUUCACUCGGAUUAACUGUGCAACCAUAUGUGGUAAUUGUUGGUUCUUCUACUACGCCAGAAAUUGCAUACUACGCAGUUAUUGAAGAUACAUAUUUUAAGCUCGAAACGGUGAUAAAAGCAUUUGAUGUGUGCUUUAAGAGUUUUCACACAUUGAAUUUGGAGUACCCGGUGGAAGCUAAGCAAGUGUGGACCUUCUUCCAAAUAUAUUUUUAUGGAAUUCAAGCUGCUAGCAAAUCCGAUCAACAAUUUGUGUCCGUUAAAAGUUUACUUAAAGAUAUCAAUAAUUAGUUAUU
Molecule: messenger RNA, 1681 nt
Organism: Myzus persicae (green peach aphid)
Lineage: Eukaryota; Metazoa; Arthropoda; Insecta; Hemiptera; Aphididae
Exons: 9
Coding region: 78-1676 (532 amino acids)
Source: RefSeq, a predicted model, not a curated record